GAUCAAUCUGCCAAUUAAUUUUUUACGGCGACGCGGCCAAACCCAUCGAUUCGCCUGUCCCCAAAUUCCACGCCUUCUGCAAAGCUAUGCCCCAGAAGAUACCAACAUGAUGAGGGGCAGGCUAUUAGAGAUUGCAAAGCAUCCGUCUGCGUGUUUGCUCUGCCGCUACAGACUGAGCCUUGCAACUCUCCGUUCCGCUGCGUCUCAGCAAUACUCUAGCUCGUCGUCGGGUACUGCGAGCUGGGGCCUGAGCUCGCCAUCCCCGACCCAGCCUCAAGAUUCGAGGCCGACAUGGGGCGCAUCGCAACACACUACGCCGGCGCCGGAGCCGGAGCCGGAGCCGGCUCCAACAAACAUACCGGAAGAGAAACGUCAUCCGUCCUCACCUCCGGAAUCAACCCCUAUUGGCCGUCGUAUUUUUAUUUCGAGGCCACGGCGUGAUCCCCGAGACCCGACAGAAACAGCGGAAAUGGCACAUUACAGACAGAAAGACCGCGAUAGAUAUUUGGCUUAUUCCAGAGACAAGCACCAGGUACCGCCCGCCGACGUGCUCCAGAAAUUGGAAUCUCCAUUAGGGGGUGUUCUUAAAGGUGCUGGUCCCAAUGUGCCGGCUUCUACGAAAACCCGAGAGCUGACGGGACGGCAACCGGAUACGGAGCAGCUGACCUGGGACGACGUGGAGAGUAGCAUAUUUUCUACAAUAUAUCAGCCACCACAGACAGCUCCUGCUCUACCGAAGAGGAGACCACCGAUCACGAGGGGCCUGACUGGCAAGUACCCGCCACAAGCACCUUGGCACGAAGUAGCCAACCGAAAUAAGUCACCAGGACCACCGCCUAGCUGGGAAGAUAUUGAGCGCAAACCACAUGGUAGCGCUACGUUACAAUCGAAACUGGCACUAGCACCAAAUUUGGGCGCAUUUCAAGGAAAUGUACAAAGAGAUAACCUGUCCCGUGCCCCAGCAAGACCGCCCUCCACCUGGGAUGAAAUCGAGCGCCAAGUGUCUGCCAGUGCUACGAAGAGACUUCCACCGGCACCGGACUGGGGACUAUCCAUCGAGCGACCAGGACGGCUUAGGGCAAAACCAACUUGGGAGCCACGAGGUAGCCUGUCCCGUGGCCCGAUAAGACCACCCAUCAGCUGGAGUAAAGCCGACCGCCAAGGGUCUGGCCGCGUUGUGAAGAGACUUUCACCAGCGCCGGACCUGGGACCAUCCAUUCAUCCACCAGGACACCUAAAGGCGAAGCCAGCACUAAGCUGGGAAGAUACUGAGCUACGAGAUGUCCCGUCCCUUCUUCCAAAACGACCACCCUCCAGCUGGGAUGAAAUCGAGCGCCAAGUAUCUGGCAGCGGUAUGGAGAAACUUCCACCGGCAACGGAUCGGGGACUGUCCACCAAGCCACCAGGACAGCCUGUGGCUAUGGGUCAAGGCUCUAAGUGGGAAGAUCUUGUGCGCCUAACAUCCAAUUCUGACAAACCAGAGAUUGGUUCGUCAGGGCCAAGUUCCUGGGACUGGGUGGAUAAACAUGCCGACGAAGUAAAGCCCCAACAUCGCAGUGCCAUUGGGAGCUUCGUAAUCCCGAGCCACUCUUUUCAUCGUGAGGAUGAUUCUGUGCGUCGGCGACGAGACCGCAAUGAUCGUGUCGCAAGCCUCGAGAGAACCACCAAAAAGGCAAGACCUCAAUACAGAAGCCAGGGCGGGGAAGAGGAUGAGGAUUUUGACGACGAGGCGUACAGAGAACGGCGGCGUCUCAAGGCAGAGAAGAAAGCAGAAAAGGAGAGGCAAAAGCAGUUAGAACUAGAGCAAGCUGGACCGAUUCCAAUCAUGUUGCCGCAGUUCAUCAGCGUGGCGAAUCUGGCGGCUGCCCUCGGGGUUAAGGUCGACUUGUUUCUUGAACAGCUGGGGGAGCUUGGGUUCCAAGACGUCAGCCGGGAACAUAUCUUGACAGGCGAAACGGCCGGCCUCGUGGCCCAGGAAUACGGGUUUGAGCCGACGGUGGACGAGGGCGAGGAGGAUGACCUCAAGCUCCGCCCCCCGCCCGAAGACCCUGCUUCACUGCCGCUGCGCCCGCCCGUCGUCACAAUUAUGGGCCACGUCGACCACGGCAAGACAACGCUGCUGGAUUGGCUGCGCAAGUCUUCCAUCGUGAGCCAGGAACACGGCGGCAUUACCCAACACAUUGGCGCUUUCUCGGUGACCAUGUCGACGGGCAAACCGAUUACCUUCCUCGAUACGCCGGGCCACGCGGCCUUCUUGACAAUGCGGCAGCGAGGCGCGCAAGUGACCGACAUUGUUGUCCUGGUUGUCGCUGCCGACGACAGCGUAAAGCCGCAGACCAUCGAGGCCUUGAAACACGCGCGUGCCGCCAAGGUGCCCAUAAUUGUCGCCAUCAACAAAAUUGACAAGGACGAUGCCAACGUCGAACGCGUGAAGUCAGACCUGGCAGCGCAAGGUGUAGAGAUCGAGGACUAUGGCGGUGACGUGCAGGUGGUUUGCGUCAGCGGCAAGACUGGCCUAGGAAUGGCCGACUUCGAGGAGAAUAUCCUCCUCCUCUCGGAGAUGUUGGAUAUACGUGCCGAGACAGACGGCAUGGCCGAGGGGUGGGUUCUCGAGUCAAGUAUCAAGCCCAUCGGCCGGGUGGCCACGGUCUUGGUGAAGCGGGGGACCCUCAGGCCCGGAGACUUUGUCGUGGCGGGCGACGUCGCCGCAAGAAUUCGCACGUUGCGGAACGAAGCCGGCCACGAGAUCGGUGAGGCCCCCCCUGGCACGGCAGUCGAGAUUCUCGGGUGGAAAGAGCCUCCCAACGCGGGCGACCUGGUCCUUCAAGCACCCAACGAGAACAGGGCCAAACGCGCCGCCCGCUACCGCAUCGAGCAGAAGGAGAGAGAAGAGGCCGUGUCACAGAUGACGCAGCAAGGGCAAGAAAGGCGGGAUCGUGAACAGGAGAAACGCGAGAAGGCGAUUGCUGAAGGCCGAGACAGAAGGGGCAGGGGUGCGCCGGUGCCAGCGCCAGCGCCGGCCGACGCCGAGGUCGAGGAGCCCAAGAUUAAGAUGGUCAACUUCGUGGUCAAGGGCGACGUACACGGGUCUGUCGAAGCCGUGUGCGCCUCGGUCCUAGAAGUCGGUAGCAACGAGGUCCGCCCGCGCAUCUUGCAGUCUGGGACAGGGCAGAUCACCGAAUCUGAUGUCGAGCACGCUGCGACGUCGGAAAGCUCCAUUAUCAAUUUCAACAACACGGUCCCGGCCCACAUCAGGCGCAUGGCUGACGACGCUGGCGUCAAGAUUCUCGACCACAACAUCAUCUACCAUUUGGUCGAAGAGAUUCGGGGCAAGCUGUCGGAAAUGCUCGAACCACUAGUCACGAUCAAGGUCGUGGGCGAGGCUGAGGUUCUCAAGCUCUUCCCCAUCAACCUCAAGGGCCGCGUGUUCAAAAAUAUUGCCGGUUGCCGGGUGAGGAACGGCCAGAUCACCAGGAACUCGACAUGUCGCGUCAUACGCGACGGUGAGGAGGUCUUCAAAGGGUCGAUUGAUACUUUGAAGAACGGCAAGAAGGACAUGGCCGAGAUGCGAAAGGGAUCUGAGUGCGGUAUCUCGCUUGAGGAAUGGGACGAGCUACGCGUUGGCGACAACAUCCAAGUGGUCGAGGAGAUCAAGGAGAAGAGGUGGCUGUAAGAAUAAUCUUGUACAAAUCUUGCAUGAUAGAUAUAGUAGAGGGCUGGGGUUGGUCCCAUCCGUGUUGUAUUAUUUAUGCUGUAGAUUAAAGAUUUCUAUUUGUGUUUUAACACCAAUAACAAACAUUCUACGACCUCGCAAGGUAGCGAAAUGUAUCUAUACCUACCUUAGUUAUACUUGUAUAUAUAGGUAUCUCUUCAAUUCAGACUU
Molecule: messenger RNA, 3883 nt
Organism: Lasiosphaeria miniovina
Lineage: Eukaryota; Fungi; Ascomycota; Sordariomycetes; Sordariales; Lasiosphaeriaceae
Exons: 3
Coding region: 107-3673 (1188 amino acids)
Biological process (GO): translational initiation
Cellular component (GO): cytoplasm
Molecular function (GO): translation initiation factor activity; GTPase activity; GTP binding
Source: RefSeq, a predicted model, not a curated record